AUGGAGCGUGCUGAUGAGAAUCUUCUCCCAGCAGUUUACAAGGAAGUCAGUGUAGCCUUCAACGUUGGUCCCACCGAUCUGGGAUACCUUAAUUUCCUAAUGAACUUUCUGAAGUCGAUAGCAUCCCCCUUGGCAGGCAUCCUUGCUCUUCACUAUGAUCGGCCAGCGGUGCUUGCAAUAGGAACUGUCUUCUGGGCCUUAUCAACAGGGGCUGUUGGUGUCAGCCAGCAUUUUGGGCAGCUUGCAUUCUGGAGAGCUGUGAACGGCCUUGGACUUGCCAUUGUAAUACCGGCGCUUCAAUCGUUCAUAGCAGAUAGCUACAAAGACGGCACGCGUGGUGCUGGGUUUGGUCUGUUAAGUCUCAUCGGUGCAGUAGGAGGCAUAGGUGGUAGUGUUGUGGCCACACUCAUGGCUGGGAAGGACUACUGGGGGUUGCCUGGGUGGCGUCUUGCGUUUAUUAUGGUUGCACUUCUUAGCUUGAUAAUUGGCAUUCUUGUGUACCUGUAUUCCACUGAUCCGAGAAGAAUCCCUGGCAAUCAUCUUCUAGAUGACGACGACUAUGAGAGGUUACAUUUGUCCAACAAAGAUGUUCUUCCUCCGCCCUCUAUCUGGAUGGAUUCUUGGGUAGCAACGAGAAGUGUCAUGAAAGUGAAGACAUUUCAGAUCAUUGUGCUGCAAGGGAUAAUUGGCUCAUUGCCCUGGACGGCCAUAGUUUUCUUCACCAUGUGGUUCGAACUCAUCGGUUUUGACAACAGGAGCUCCGCAGCACUGAACAGCCUAUUCGCCAUCGGGUGUGCCAGUGGAGCUUUCCUCGGCGGCGUGCUAGCGGACCGGCUGUCGCGGCGCUACCCCGAUUCCGCGCGCAUCAUGUGCGCCCAGUUCAGCGCCUUCAUGGGCAUCCCGUUCUCGUGGAUCCUCCUCACGGUCAUCCCACAAUCCACCGACUACUGGCUCGCCUACGCCGUCACGCUCUUCUUCAUGGGCAUCACCAUCAGCUGGUGCGCCACCUCGGCGAACAACCCCAUGUUCGCCGAGGUAGUCCCUCCCAAGCACCGCACCAUGAUCUACGCCUUCGACCGCGCAUUCGAGGGCUCGUUCGCUUCACUGGCCGCCCCUGCUGUUGGCUUGGUCACCGAGAGGAUAUACGGCUACGACGCCAAGACUGUGAACAUCGCCAACGGGUCGGCGGAAGGAGCGUAUGCGUUGUCAAGGGGACUGCUCACCAUGAUGAUCGUUCCUUUUGGUGUCUGUGUCCUGUUCUACAGCCCUUUAUACCUUGUGUUCAAGCGCGACAGAGACAAUACCAAGUUUGCAGCAUACGAUACUGUGGUAGUUCAAGGAAAUGACCUAGUCCCGCUUGGAACAUGGGGACUCUUGGAUUUCCUAUGUCUGAAGGGUGUGUCUAUGUCUUUGUCAAGUGACAUAACAUGUAAGAAAAAAAGGAUAACUGAAAAAAAAUUGACACAGAUCUCAAUGCAAGGUUUCACUAAUAUAGCAUCGACUGAGACAUGA
This is a messenger RNA of Triticum turgidum subsp. durum (durum wheat), 1512 nucleotides long. The record is from the annotation of a GenBank genome assembly. Lineage: Eukaryota; Viridiplantae; Streptophyta; Magnoliopsida; Poales; Poaceae.